AUGGUGGUAGACAUCGACAAAUGGAGAAAAGGAGGGUAUUCACAGAAGGUUGAAGAAUGGAUGACAUUGCAAAAACAAAAGAGAAUAUAUCGAUUGGGGUCAUUGCCACCUAUUUUGCUUGUUUUUGCAGCGAACAUUAAGGCAGUGGAUCAUAGAUGGAAUCGACAUGGAUUAGGUGGUGACACUUUUGAAGACAAUCGUAGAAGGCUUCAUCCUGGACCGAUUAGCCUCCUACACUGGAGUGGCAAGGGUAAACCAUGGUUAAGAUUGGACUCUAGGAAGCCAUGCACGGUCGACUAUUUGUGCGCCCCGUCAAUCUCUAUCGUGUAUAGUAGACCAGUUUGCAUUAGUGUUAAAUGGCUCAAAAUUAAGGCCCGCAAUGCUUCUUCAAGUUUGAGUUCCAACACAGUGGAUGGCGACACUGAGUCUGCACAGCAGCUAUUCGAGAAGUUGAAAGAGAUAGAGAGAGAACGAAUGAAUAAGUUGGAAAAAUUUGAAAGAGAAGCAAAUGUUCAAUUAGAGAGGCUGCUUGCGAUGGCUUCAGAGUGGAGCAGAGCACUGCUGACCAUGAGGGGAAAGUUGAAAGGAAUAGAACGGGACCCUGCAACAUUAGAAGCUUCAAGACUUGCGGAAUUCUUGAUUCUACAAACAGGAAUAACUGCAUUUGGGAAGGCCUAUUACAUAUAUCAGAAUGAUCUUGUGCCUAAUCUUGCUGCCUAA
Molecule: messenger RNA, 720 nt
Organism: Fraxinus pennsylvanica
Lineage: Eukaryota; Viridiplantae; Streptophyta; Magnoliopsida; Lamiales; Oleaceae
Source: the annotation of a GenBank genome assembly